CUCUACUCCAAUUCACAAGAACUACCUUUGCCCCAUACAACAAUAGCAAAAUAGAAAAAAAAAAAAAACCAUGCCAUCCAAACGCCCCCUCCUCUCCCGCAAAACCGACCUCGCCCUCCUCAUCUUCUUCUGCCUGCACACCUUCUUCACCAGCUGCCUCGACUGUCUCGACCUGUACCCGUCCUGGAUCCAUGCCUACCCACCAUUCCCUCACCUCCUCGCCCUCCGCUCCUUCUACAUUGACACAUACCAGGACAAAUUCUUCGUCGACCCGCCACCCUGGUUCGUUGCUUGUACCUGGUUGGAAUUGUUGUAUCAUGUGCCGACGUGUAUAUGGGCUGUUAGGGGGUUGUAUCGUGAUGAACCGCUGCUCCCUAUCGGUUUGAUUGUAUGGGCUGUGGAGGUGUUCAUUACGACGUUGCUUUGUCUCGUGGAUAUUUGGAGUUGGGUUGAUAGGUCGACCGAGGUGAAGUGGGGAUUGACGGGGUGUUAUGCGCCGUAUUUGGGUAUUUCCGCAUGGAUUGUUGUUGUGAUGUAUGGACGGUUGAAAGACGCGUUGCUGGGGCAGAGGGAACAGCGGGAGAGGAUUAAAGAGCAGUGAAUAUAAAAAUCUGUGGGAAUAUCUACUUGCGAAUGGAAAUGUAUUCACGUCAAAAAUCUGGGGCAUCUAUCUAUCGUAUCUUGGAGAAGGAAGGGGGAAAAAUGAUGAAGCUGAAGAAUCUUCGAAGGAUAGGAGUAACGACGGUCAACUUCCCACGA
Molecule: messenger RNA, 759 nt
Organism: Talaromyces proteolyticus
Lineage: Eukaryota; Fungi; Ascomycota; Eurotiomycetes; Eurotiales; Trichocomaceae
Product: putative integral membrane protein
Exons: 3
Coding region: 71-601 (176 amino acids)
Cellular component (GO): endoplasmic reticulum
Source: RefSeq, a predicted model, not a curated record